Molecule: messenger RNA, 3128 nt
Organism: Hemiscyllium ocellatum (epaulette shark)
Lineage: Eukaryota; Metazoa; Chordata; Chondrichthyes; Orectolobiformes; Hemiscylliidae
Gene: slc30a4
Product: solute carrier family 30 member 4
Exons: 8
Coding region: 132-1412 (426 amino acids)
Biological process (GO): response to zinc ion; zinc ion transmembrane transport
Cellular component (GO): plasma membrane
Molecular function (GO): zinc ion transmembrane transporter activity
Source: RefSeq, a predicted model, not a curated record
GAGGAUCUGGUCUGUGAUCCAGGAGGAGUGGCCUGUCCCCCCGGUCCAGAGGAGCAGGCGGAGCCCCGUGUGAAGAUGCCGCUUCGCCGCUGAUUGCCCCCGGCCCCCAGCCCCCGGCCCCCGGCAGCACCAUGGCCCGAUCUCCGUGGGGCACCUUCAGCUCCUUCCUGCGGCGAGGACAUGCCUCCUCCGUGGACACCGCAGGCUUGGCUCUCCCCGAGGCCAUGGGAGAGGAAGAUGAGGACGAGCUGCCAACUCUGAGCGGUGCGAACAAACUGCGGAUGGUGCUCCGGGACGAGGAGGUAGUUUGUAACGGAGCCGGGGCCGAUCCUAACCCCGGGCAGGGAGCGGGGGUCCUGGAGGAACACCCACAGCACACAAGGGCAAGUGAGCAGAAAUGCAAUCGCUGCAGCAAGACUUCCGAACUCGCUCGUCAAAAAACAGUGAAAAAGAAAUUGUGGAUCGCGAUGACUCUCUACGUUGUGUUUACUGUUGGAGAAUUCAUCGGAGGAUAUCUCUCCAACAGCCUGGCAGUUAUGACUGAUGCAGUUCACAUGCUGGCUGAUGUCCUUGGAAUUGCUGCUUCCUUGGUCGCACUGUUCCUUGCUGGGAGGCCUCCAAGCAGCAGAUUUACCUUCGGCUUGCACCGGUUUGAGGCCCUGGCUGCUGUGCUCAGUGUAAUGCUGAUCUAUGCUGUGACUAUUGGGCUCAUCUAUGAAGCUGUACAGAGGACCAUACACCAGGAUUUUGAGAUCCAAGCAGAUGUGAUGAUUAUCAUCGCUGGAAUCGGAGUUGCAGUGAACCUCGUAAUGGGAGUUUUGCUGAACCAGUCCAGUCACAUGCAUUCCCAUUCUCACUGCCAGUCAGAACAUGUUGCUAGAGGAGAUCAGAGGAACAACACAGAGCACAGUCACAACAUGGGCAGCCUUGCUGUCCGAGCAGCUUUCAUCCACGCCCUUGGGGACCUGGUGCAGAGUGUUGGUGUCCUGGUGGCUGCAUACAUCAUCCGCUUUAAACCUCUGUACAAGAUCGCUGAUCCAAUCUGCACUUACAUCUUCUCCUUCCUGGUGGUGUGCACAACUUUUCGAAUCCUACGUGACACUGGUUUAAUCUUCCUGGAAGGAACUCCACGACACCUUGAUGUUCAUCGUCUCCGUGAUGCUCUGCUAAAGAUUGAUGAUAUUCAUUCCAUUCAACGUCUGAAUGUCUGGUCACUAACGGUUGGCAAAACAGCAGCAAUUGUGCACUUAAAGCUGAUUCCAGAGAGUUUCUCCAAAUGGGAAGAUGUGCAAUGUCAGGUGCAGCAGAUCUUGCUGUAUACUUUCGGAAUGCACCAAUGCACUGUACAAGUGCAAGUCUUCAAGGAGGCUGGGAACAAUGUCUGCACUAAGUGCAGGUCCUUGGAAGCUUAGUAGCUGGACUCAGGUCUGAGGAAGAGAAUAACUUCACACAAAAGAUUGCUCAGAAAAUCUACAAUUGAUCAUUUUAUAUAAAUGUAAAAAGUAGUUUUUUAAAAUUUUAACAUGGUGACCAUUCUCAAGGAUAAACAACUGUGAUAUUGAGCAUCGUAAAACCCGGUAUGUCACUUAGUCACAUAUUGUAGUUGUAUCACCAUUAGGACCUCACUCCCAGAAGCUUCUUUUGAAGAAUCUUUGCUGCUUAAUUGCUAUUGAGUCUGGUCAGGUUCUUCUCCAAUUUCCGAUAAUUUCUAUUCUGCAGCAAAUGAACAGUAUUACUGAAUUGUUACCCAUCAAGUACUACAUCAUUUGCAUUUCCAUAUACAACAAAGCAACUUUAUUUUAGCUAUGCCAUUGAGAUAUUUCAGUUUUGUUACUUACUUUAAUGUAGUUAUGAUUUACAGUCUACAGUAUUGCAGAUUCUAGGAUUUUAGAAACCAUAUUAUCGCUGGACUGUUAAUCCAGAGAUCCAGGUAAUGUUCUGGAGACCCGGGUUCAAAUCCUGCCAUGGCAAAUGGUGGAAUUUGAAUUCAAUAAAUAUUCUGGAAUUAAGAGUCUAACAAUGACCAUGAAUCCAUUGUCGAUUGUUGGAAAAACUCAUCUCGUUCACUAAUGUCCUUUAGGGAAGGAAACUGCCAUCCUUACCUAAUCUGGCCUACACGUGACUCCAGACCCACAACAAUGUGGUUGACUCUUAACUGCCCUCUAGGCAAUUAGGGAUGGACAAUAAGUGCUGCCUGGCCAGCAAUGCCCUCAUCGCUGCGCUCAAGAAAAAGGAAGUUGAAUAAUUUCAGCACAGGUAUGAUGGAACAAAUGGCCUCCUCCUAUGCUGGGUCAUUCAUUGAGUUUCCAAAGUGUUCAAGGUUCAGGAUUAAGAUUUGUUAUAUUAUUGCUUCAGCCACAAACGCAUUAAUGAUUAUGAAAGUGCCUCUAAUAAUUUUAACCUCUCCAAAUUUACUGCAGGCCACAUCUCAUUCCCAUUGCAGGGAAUUAGAACUCUUAUUGCCGUAGCUCUGUACAACCAAUGUUAGAAAUUUGGUGGGAGAUAAAAUAUUUUAAUAUAUUUCAGCACAUUCUCUCCACAGUACCAUUGUGCCAAAGACUCUGGGAUGUGGUUCUGCUUAAAGAAGGCAGGUUGAAAUAUCUGUACCUAGCGUAACUAUUAGCUGAGUAGCAUGCAGGACCAUCAUGUCACUGAGUUUGUUACAGUUGAACGUGCAAUAGUACAGUUUGUCUGGAAUGUGAACAUAAAACCUCUGCAGUAAACUGACUAUACCUGAAGUAAAGACAGAAAAUACUGGAAAUGCGCGGGAGUUCUGGCAUCACCUGUGGGAAAUAAAGAGUGAAGCAGUUCUGAGUAAAGGUAACUGACCUGUGACAUAAACUCUGUUUCUCCCCACAGGUGCAGCUAGACCUGCUGAGUUUCUCCAGCAUUUUGUUUUUUAUUUCAUCCGCAAUAUGUUCCUUUUUCUGAAAUGUUGACUUUGUCAGUGUUUACUGUUAAACAAUGUUUUAUAAUCAACACUUUAAAUGGUGUAUUUUUGGAAAAGAUUUUCUGUGAUAAUAUUUAUUUCGCUAAAUGCCUGUCUUCUCCCAUGGAAAUUGUACUUUAUACAUUCGGAUUGUUUUAUGAGGAGAAUCUAAAAAUAUAAAAGUUAGUGAUUUGUACAA